Molecule: messenger RNA, 6743 nt
Organism: Phycodurus eques (leafy seadragon)
Lineage: Eukaryota; Metazoa; Chordata; Actinopteri; Syngnathiformes; Syngnathidae
Gene: phyhiplb
Product: phytanoyl-CoA 2-hydroxylase interacting protein-like b
Exons: 5
Coding region: 326-1468 (380 amino acids)
Cellular component (GO): cytoplasm
Molecular function (GO): protein binding
Source: RefSeq, a predicted model, not a curated record
UGGCUCUGCGUGGAUGCACAGCGAGAAGAUACAGCAAAUAAGAGCAAACGAUUCAGCAAUUUGAAAAUAUACUUGCGUUCAUUCAAUUGGGUGUAAAGGGGAGUUUUGUUUUUUUCUUUUCAAAUCGAGAGAGAGAAAGCCAGCCAGCCGGCGAGAGAGAGAGUGAGAGUCGAUUCCUUUCUCCUCCACUGUCCCCCUCCUCCUCCUCUUCCUCCCCCACGUCCCCCCGUGGACCAGCGAGGGAAACACUCCGCCGGCCAUCGAGGAGCACAGCGCAGCGCAGCUUCGAGCGUCACCGUUUGCGGCAUCCGCAUCACGCCCCGAGAUGGAGGUACCAGGCUUGCAGGCGCGCGACAUCAGCAGCCCGCUCAGCCCCUGCGAGGGGAUGAUCAAGGACCUGAGUCUGGACGCCAUACAGCUCUGUGAGCGAGAUGGAAGUAAAUCCCAGGACGGCGCCCUCUCCGACAUGGAGGAGCUGCCCGUCCCGCAGAGCAUCAAGAUCAGCAACAUCACCUGCGACUCCUUCAAGAUCUGCUGGGACAUGGAGCAGCGCGGCAAGGAGCGCAUCACGCACUACUUCAUUGACCUGAACAAGAAGGAGAACAAAAACUCCAACAAGUUCAAACACAAGGAUGUGCCGACCAAGCUGGUGGCCAAGGCGGUGGCCCUGCCCAUGACGGUGCGGGGCCACUGGUUCCUCAGCCCGCGCACCGAGUACACCGUGGCAGUCCAGACGGCGUCCAAGCAGACCGACGGGGACUACGCCGUCUCGGAGUGGAGCGAAAUCGUCGAGUUCUGCACCGCCGAUUAUUCCACAGCGCAUCUCAACCAGCUGCUGGCCAAGGCCGAGGUGAUUUCCGGCCGGAUGCUGCGUUUCUCCGUCUUCUACCGCAACCAGAAUAAGGAAUACUUCGACCAUGCCAGGGAGGAGCAGGGCAACCGGAUGCUUCCGUCAGUGAAGGACAACAGCGGCAGCCACGGUUCUCCCAUCAGCGGCAAGCUGGAGGGUCUUUUCUUCAGCUGCAACACCGAGUUCAACACGGGAAAGACCCCGCAGGACUCCCCGUACGGCCGCCACCGCUUCGAGGUCCGGGCCGACGCCCUGUUCAACCCCGACACCAACCUCUACUUCGGGGACUUCUACUGCAUGUACACGGCCUACCACUACGUCAUCCUGGUCCUGGCCCCCAAGGGAUCCCGGGGGGACGACUUCUGCAAGCAGAGGCUGCCCGCCCUCGACAUCGCCGACAACCGCUUCCUCACGUGCCAACGGGAGGAAGGCGGAGGCGACGGCCUGUUGUUCCGCCACGCCCAGGACGUCAUCCUGGAGGUCAUCUUCACGGAGCCCGUGGACCUGGCGCUGGGCACGGUGGCCGAGAUCAGCGGGCACCAGCUCAUGAGUCUGUCCACCGUCAACGCCAAGAAGGACCCCAGCUGCAAGACCUGCAACAUCAGCGUGGGACGCUAGUGGCGAGCGAGGGGCGGGACUUCGGCCGGGGGCGGGACUUCGGCGGGGUGUUGCGGGGGGACUGCACCCCCCCUUGCGCUGCGGCAGAGCAACACUUGCAUGAAAACACACACGCACAUACACGCGCACGCACCACAACCAUGAACACAACUUGUUUUCUCGCACUAUUACGACUUUUUCUUCCCCCCAAAAUCACAUUCUGUUCUCGUCACAUAUUCACAUUUUUUUCAAGAACGAAGUUGGAAAACAGAAUUCUCGAAAAACAAAGUUCAAUUUUCUGGUAAUAUAAUAUUUUUCUUUUCUCCCAAAAUAGUGACUUUCUGACUUAAUUCUUGUUAUACUUGUUUGAUAAAAUCUCGCAGUACAACAAUUUUUUCCUUAUAUUAUUAGGACUUUUCCCCCCAAAAAGCUGACUUUGUUCUCGUGAUGUUACAAAUGUAUAUUUUUGAGAGAAAAAUUGUGUUUUCUUGGAAAAACAAAAGUAACCGUUAAAAUUGCAACAUUAUUCUUGUAAUAUUCCCACAUUUAGUUCUCUCAUGAUAUAACAUUUUUCUCCCAUCACAACUUUUUUUUCUCGUAAUAUUGCAAUUCUUCUCAUAAUAUUCCUACUUUAUUAUUUUAACAUGAGGACAUUUUUACUUCCCAAAAUGUCUUUAUUUCUGUUAGUCUGACUUACUGGCGCAAAAUUAUGACUUAAUUUUCGUUCCACUCUUCCUUUUUUUUUUUUUAAAUUCAAUUACAAUACUUCAGUGUCACAGUACAAAAUGUUUUUCUCGUGCUACUACGACUUUUGCUCACAAACAAAAUCUUACUCUAUUCCAUGAUAUUGCAAAUACAUUUUUUUGAAUUUAAAAAAAUGCUGUUGUCUUGGAAAAACAAAAACAACCUUUGUUGUUAUAAGAUUACAGAAUUGUUCUCAUAACAUUUUUCUCGUCAUAUUGCUAAUAUUUCUCGAGAAAACACUUUUUUUCACAUAACAAAGACAUUCUCGUUAUGCUCAAUUUCCAUUUUAUUCAGAAACGCCUUUGUUCUCGCAGUGCAACUUUUUUUCUUGUACUAUUACAACUUUUUCACCCCCAAAAAACAGGUCUUUAUUAUUAUCUUCAUAAAAAAAAAAUUUUUUAAAAAAUUUGGUAUUAUGUUUUUCCUCAGAAAACAAAAGUUAUUUUUCUCUAAAUAUUGAAACUUGUUAUCAUUAUAUUACAUCUUUUUUUGCUGAAAGUUAAUGACGUUCUUAUAAUAUUCCAACUUUAUUCUUGUAAAGAAAGACUUUUUUUCCUUAAAAAAAUAAUUUUUGGGGGGGGGUCGUUUUAGGCCCACUUUUUUUGUGUAUUUUUAUAGAAAAUUAUUGAGAAAAAUGUUCUUGCAGUAAAACGUUUUUCACAUUUCACGUAUUUCAACGUAUGUAAUACCAUAUUAUCCACCAUAUUAUCAGUCUUGUCACACUGCGAUUUUUUUUUAAAUCGAAAAACAACUUUUUUCUCAAACUAUUAUGGCUUCAUCAAAAAAAAAAGAAGAGACUUCUCAUAAGAAAACGUUUUUCAAGAGUUAUGUGCUGAGAAAAAUGUGUAAUAUUAGGAGAAAAUAUACAUUAUACACGCGCCCACACACAUACAAACUCACACACACGUGCUACGAGCACAUCUGUCAACAUAGUUUCAUUUCAUCCAUGAAGAGGAUCACUUUGAACCAACAUUAACACAACUACUUCUCUACUUUAGUUACUUUUUAAUUUUUUUUGGCUUUGUUAUUAUUAUUGUCAAGCAUCGUUACUCUUUAUAGCUUCGUUUUUCGACUCCUUUUUUGUUCCAGUGUGGGGGGGAGGGACACGUUCUCGCUACCUCCACUUAUGGCAUGAAUUGAUAAUACAACUUUCUGAGGCUGCAGCAUCCUGUUAUUUCCUUAAACCAAAGGUAUUAAAAACAACGAAGACUUUAAAAAAAGUUAAAAAAAAAAAAAAAACAACAAGCUGUGGAAUCUGACUGAAACUCAUACAGCAGGCCUCUUAGGUGUCUACUGUGAUAAACAAGAGUGAUAACCUUUAAAAGAAAAAAAAAGCAUGAUGCAGUCUGAGCACGGAUAUACUGUGAGUGUGUAGUUGCCAUGGCAACCCUUUCUGCAACAGUCUGUUGUCGUUGUUGUGCAGUGGUCGGUGGAAAGGUGUAAAAAAGUAAAAACUUUGUUCAGCGGGAUAAAUGUGAAAAAAAAUAUUUAUUUUUUAUUGAAACAUUCAUAUGUACAUAUAGGGUAUAUAGAGUGCUAUAGAAACCAGAAGUGCACAGGGCUCUGAUUCAUGUCACUGACAACAUUUAAGAGGAAAUCCCAUCAACCAAACUGGGGGAGAGACAUGGAUGACGAGAUGUGAGGUGGAACUGUGAUGCGCUGCAAUGCCAACAUUCAGCAGUUUGCAAAGUCAACAUUAGCAAACAUAUAUUUUGAAAAUUGUUUUCAAAAUAUAUGCACAUUAUAGCACAAUGAAGGACUCAAAUCCGACGCUGUCUCGAUGAUUGACUUUGAUAUGAAAAGUAGGUCACACUGACGAGGGGGGGAAAAAAAAGAACAGUACGAGGAUAAAGUCAUAAUCCGGCAGCAUAUUUUUUCAAGAAAAAGUUGUAUUUAUGAGGGGGAAAACGUAACAUAACAUUGCUGUAAACUCGAACAUUAACAUUUCUUUCUUGAAAAUAUAUUUUAAAAAAACUAACAUUUCCUAACAUAAAUACCGUGUUCCCAUUUUUGUAAUUAAAAAAAAGUCAUAUUUCACCUUUUUUGUUAUUAACAUUGUGACUUUCUUGAAAAUAUUUUUUUUCUCAUAAUGUUACAACAUUUUUUUCUCCCCAAAUUUUGAUUUGGUUCUGAAAAAAAUCCAAAUGUGUUUUCGUGAUACUACGACUUUUAUCGAUGAUUUUGUUCACGCAUUAUUUAUCUUCCUGUAAUAUUGCCACUAAAAUACUAUUGUUUCCUCCGAUGUUUCAAAUUAUUAUUCUUAUAAAAUGACUUUUUUUCUUGAAAAAGAAUUAGGCAACGGAAUAGUACGGCAACCGAAUUCAUAUAUCUUUUUUCUUUUUUUUUUUUAAAUUAAAGUCAGACUUUUACAUAAAGAAAGUCAUAGUUUUGAUGAGAAAAAAUUGUUUUUCCAAGGAAAAAAGUAGCAAUUUCACAAAAUAUAUUGUUGAGAAAAGGUUCAUUUUCUCAGAAAAAGUGGCAAAAUUACAAGAAAAAAAAUUGUAAUACAUGAAAAAACUCAUAGUCGAGGAAAAUAAAUUGUAAUAUAUGAAAACACAUUUGUAUUUUCAGGACAAAAUCUUUACGGGACAAAAACAAUUUUGUUCUCAAAUAUUACUACUUUUUCACAAGUAGUAUUACAACUUUUUCUUGAAAAAAAAAUGCUACUUGUCAUAGCUUUGUGACUUUUUCUCAUAAUUGUACAAUUUUCUUCUGUUCAUCAUGUCCUUAAUACCCCCUCAUGCAUUUGAUGCCUAUUUUUGCCAAGAUAUUUAGAAAUUGUAUAUUCCACAAUAAUGACAAAAACAAAAAAAAACAAAGUAAGUGUCAUAAUACACCUACACAAAUAUUUACAUAACUCACAAUGUACAUUAACUUCAUCAUCAAGUUAAGACUUAGUAUGCUACAUAACAUACACUUGCUUCAUCCUCAUGUGCUUUUUUUAGACUAAAAAAAAAAAACUUUCCACGCCAUUAUCCUCCUGUAAAGUGCAUCAUCGUCAUCAUCACCGCCAUCAUCAUCAUCAAGUUCUUUUUGGGUUUGGACGAAAAAAGCUCCACUGUGAGAAGCUCAGUUGCUCUUGUCCGUGUCCUGCUUUUUGCUGAGCAGGGCCUCGAGCAGGCGGAGUUUGGCUUUGAGGUUCUUGUACUGGCAGUACUCCUCCGCCAUGGGUCCGCGGUCCUCCUUCUGACAGACCCUGUGGGAGGAGAGAGGAUGCUCAACUCGUUUUGUUUGUUUUUGACCCGCAGCAGCUUCCUGAACCGGUCGAUGCUCCCUAUGUUGCCUUACUCCGAUAGUUUUGUACAGUGUCUAUUGUAAUCCAAAUAAGAAAAAUGACUAUUUACGCCAAAUGUGUACAGAUAAAAAAAAGGUGUGUAGAGUUCACUUCUUACCUGAGCUCUGUGCUGUACUCAAGUGGAUUUACUUUUGUGGAUGCUUUUUUUCCCCUAUUCAGUGGUGCCUUGACUUACAAGUUUAAUCACCCAAAACAAUUGUAUCUUAAAUCAUCUUUUCCCCAUUGAAAUCAAUGAACGCCCUCCAUCUGUUCGAGACAAUUUUUUUUUUUAAUUAAAAAAAAAAAAUUGCACUGUACAUUAUUUUACUCAAUAAAAAAAAUACAUUAAUAACAUAAUUAAAUAGAAUGUAGAGAAUUAAACCAUUUGUGCAUCAUGAUUUCAUGCAUUAAUUCAAUGGGCUUUGUGUGUCUGGUGUGUGUGCAGACAGUACACAUACAUUUCAUGAUGAAACAAGUAGUAGAAGUAAGCUGUCAUUUUUCACAGAGGAUAAAAAAAAAUGAGAGUAAACUACUUUUUCUGUUCAAAUAUAAGUUUUUCAAAGCUUUAUGAGGCACGGUGGACAACUGGUUAGAGCGUCUGCCUCACAGUUCAAUCCACCGGGCACUCCGGUUUCCUCCCACAUCCCAAAAACAUGCGUGGUAGAUUAAUUGACAACUCUAAAUUGCCCGUAGGUGUGAAUGUGAGUGCGAAUGGUUGUUUGUUUGUGUGUGCCCUGCGAUUGGCUGGCAACCAGUUCGGAGUGUACCCCGCCUCCUGCCCGAUGAUAGCUGGGAUAGGCUCCAGCACGCCCGCGACCCUAGUGAGGAGAAGCGGCUCAGAAAAUGGAUGGAUGGAAGUACCGCACCAUCAAUGCUAGUUUUGUUAACCCAGUUACAGUGUUUUGCGUAGACUGUUAGCAUUACGCGAGUUGACUUUUGUAUGUAGUUUGGUUGAAUACACUACAUCUUUUUUGUUUGUUUGUUUAUUUUACAGGUAAACUUCAACUGGGAGAGGCAAUAAACAACUUGAAUCAACCACAAUCUGGUGCUUGUAACGCAAAUUUUUGCUUGCAACACAAGACAAAAAAUUUGUUUUCAUAAAAUCGUGCGAGCGACAGCUCAAAUCUUGAAAAAUUUGGAAAUCAUGUCACUCGUAAGUCAAGCAACCACUGUAUUUGAUUACAUUUUUUGAAUUACAGUUGUUCUUUUUCUCACCACGCAUUGUUUGAACCAAAUGCUGCCAGGCUUGUUUAAAGACAGAAUAAAAUGAAAACGUGA